AUGCCUUCUUCUAUUCUGAAUCUUAGAUUUUUACUCGGUCGAAUGCCGUUUUACGGGAUCCUGAUAGUAUUUCUCACAACAGCGCUCACAGUCAAUCCAUAUCUCGUAUGGUCUCGCCUUCGCCAUAUUCCUGGACCUCGAUUAGCACCAUUCUCAAAUUUAUGGAAGCUAAAAUCAGCAUUAUCCGGCAGAAUGCCAGAGGCGUUGAAUGAUGUGUGCGAAACAUAUGGUUCAUUGGCACGUAUUGGACCAAAUGAUCUUAUUUGUAGUGAUCCUGAUGUCAUUCGACGGAUGGGUACUGCAAAGUUAGGAUAUCGUCGAUCGAGAUUUUAUAGUUCUUUCGCUUUCAAUCCUGACCAAGAUACUAUGUUAUCGACUAUAGACGAGAAAAUUCAUGCCGACCUGAAAGUGAAGACUGCUGCAGGUUAUUCGGGCAAAGACGUUGAAAAACCCGAGCAAUCAAUUGAUAGGCAACUUAAUGCAUUCAUUGAUUUGAUUGAGCGACAAUAUCUUUCAACACCAACCAAUUUCCGACCUUUUGACUUUGCUAAGAAGAUUCAAUACUUCACAUUGGAUGCAAUUACAGAUGUGGCUUUUGGGACGCCUUUUGGAUGUGUUGCUCAAGAUGACGACAUGUAUGAUUACAUCAAGACUGUUGAACAAUUACUACCGGCUGCUGUUGUUGCAGGAGUCUUGCCAUGGCUAGUUGCGAAAGAUAUUAUUGCGAAGCGAUUUGGAGAAUCAAAAGAGGUCCAGAAUGAUAUGCUUGGUUCUUUCAUCGCCCAUGGACUCACUCAAGAAGAAGCUAAUUCCGAGACAUUGCUUCAAGUAAUCGCUGGUACGGACACGACUGCCACGGCAAUUCGAGCCAUGUUACUUCACAUUACAACUUCUCCAACUUGCUACAUGGCCUUGCAAGCUGCUAUCGAUGAAGGCGUCAAAAAUGGCGAAAUCUCCUCCCCAGUAACUGAUGCUGAAGCAAGAGCCAUUCCUUAUUUGCAGGCAGUUAUCAAGGAAGGUCUCCGGAAGUUUCCUGUAAUCGCUGGACUUCUACCAAAAACGGUACAUGAAGGCGGCGAUAUCAUUAAUGGCUUUAGUAUACCAGCUGGAACCGACGUUUCACUUAGUUUGAUUUCUAUUGCGCAUUCGAAAGCCACGUUUGGGCCAGAUGCCCAUAUCUUCAGGCCCGAAAGAUGGCUCGAAUGCGACGACAAUGAUAAAUCAAGAAAAAUGACUCUCGCAGCCGAUUUAGUUUUUGGAUCCGGUAAAUGGUCUUGUUCCGGGAAGAAUAUAGCCAUGAUGGAAAUGGGAAAGAUUCUCGUAGAACUAUUUAGAAGAUUCGACAUAUCCUUGGUGAAUCCGAUCAAGCCGUGGAAGUCGUUCAGUGCUGGGGCAUAUAUACAAUCCGAUCUUCUUGUUCGGUUCGCGAAGAGAACACAUUGA
Botrytis deweyae is the source of this 1443-nucleotide messenger RNA. RefSeq lists its product as uncharacterized. Lineage: Eukaryota; Fungi; Ascomycota; Leotiomycetes; Helotiales; Sclerotiniaceae. The record is from RefSeq and is a predicted model, not a curated record. Gene Ontology annotation, molecular function: monooxygenase activity; iron ion binding; oxidoreductase activity, acting on paired donors, with incorporation or reduction of molecular oxygen. The transcript is spliced from 6 exons. Bases 1 to 1443 code for a protein of 480 amino acids.